Drosophila willistoni is the source of this 2364-nucleotide messenger RNA. It is a transcript of the gene Gle1, whose product is annotated as mRNA export factor Gle1. Lineage: Eukaryota; Metazoa; Arthropoda; Insecta; Diptera; Drosophilidae. The transcript has 2 exons. The record is from RefSeq and is a predicted model, not a curated record. Gene Ontology annotation, cellular component: nuclear pore; nuclear pore cytoplasmic filaments; cytoplasm. Gene Ontology annotation, biological process: regulation of translational termination; regulation of translational initiation; poly(A)+ mRNA export from nucleus. Bases 129 to 2258 code for a protein of 709 amino acids. Gene Ontology annotation, molecular function: inositol hexakisphosphate binding; translation initiation factor binding; phospholipid binding.
UGCCAACACUGAACUCAGCAUUACUGCCGGCAUCAAAUAUAAAAACAUUUCGUGAGUAAGAAGAUCUCGCAUUAUUUAUUAAAUUUAAUAAAAUACAUUGCACUCAACAACCUUCGAUUAUCAUCACAAUGAGUGUUGAAGAUCUUUUGCGAGACAUGGGUGGCCUACGCGUGGAUGCGGCCUUGCAGCAUGCAGCCUUGGCCUCUAUUACCAGCACAGGACCACGGUCUCUGGGACCAGAUAAAGAACCCAUAUGGAGUCCCGAAAAGCAACAGCAACAAACCGUCAAGCAACAGGUGCAGGAGGAAAAGAAGGAGCAACUAAAACUGACAAAGGUUGAAAAGGAAUCACCGCACAAGCCGAAGAAAUCUUCUCCUACAGUGGAAACGUUUAAUUGUUGUAUUCCCGACUUUGAGGAUAUACAAGUUUACCAAUUUAAGCAACAUUUAAGCAAAGAAUGCAACAAAAAAGUGCGACAUGAAAUGAAAAUACUCAAGGAAAAGCAAUUGGCCUUUAACAAGAAACUCUUAGCAGAAAGGGAAAUCAAAUCAAAUCUGGCCGAUCAAAUAGCCAAACAGCAAACAAGCGAUUCUCAGAUCAAACAAAUUGCCGAACAGCUGGCCUUACAGGAAUUGGAGAUUCAUCAACGGGAUCAAUUGGCCAUCAAAAAGGAGAGUAGAGAAAAAUUGCACAAAUUGGCCCUGGAGGGUGUUGCCCGUUGCCAAAAGCGUUUCAAUCGAAAGUAUGAGAAUAUCACACGCAUGUUACUCUCAUUGGACAAGGAGACAGUGCAGGAGGCAUGUGCUGCACGAAAUCGUCAAUUAAAGGAAUUGGGUCAGCAAUUUAAUCAAUUGCUCGGACACUUUAAGACUUCUGGCCAGGCAACUGAUCAAAGUCAAUAUUUGUCACUCAUUUUAAAGGCAGAGCAAUUUUGCCAUACCAUCAACGAAUUGGAAGAAUGUUUCAUUAAAGAUUUAGCUGAAUUUUCCCAUCAUAUACAGGAGCAAUUGAGAUUGGAAGCACAGAAAAAGCAACAAGAACUGGAGCGUCAACAGAAGGAAGAAUUGGAGAGACAGCAACGUCAACUGGCGGAGGAACAACAACAACAACAACAGCAGCAACAACAAAAAGCGGCGGCCGAGGCAGAAGAAGCCAAGAGAAGACAAGAUCAAGAGGCUGAAUCUCAAGGAAUAGUUGCACCACCAGUUUUUGAACCAGAUCAAUCAUCUGCCCCUGUUGUUGUUGCUGCUGCUGCUGGUGCUGCUCCCCCUCCUCCACCUCCCACUGCUACUGACAGUUUGGGAAAUGUUCCUGCUAGCAUUUAUGUUCAUCCCACACGUUUGGCAUUUUAUAACGAAAUCAAUGCUCUGUAUAAACAAAAAGUGGAAAUUGUCAAGCCACUGCAAACAAAUGAGGCCUUGAAACAAUAUCGCACUAAUUGCCAACGUGCCAUCAAUAUGCCACUAAAUGCCAUCUCGGCAGUCAGUCCGCAGCAUUUGCAGCAAAAUUUUGACAAAAUAUACAAUUUCUUUAAUGGCCAGCCAGUGAAGAUAAUGAAUCAAUCGAUCACAAUCAAUGAUCAUCCUCUGGCCCGUGACUAUUGCCUGCUGCUGGUGGCCAAGAAAUUUGUCAGUCAAUGUGAGACAUCGAUAUCAAGUAAUCCCCAGGCCGCAUUUCCCUUUGCCUCUGUAAUCAACACAUUAUGGAAACUAUUGCCCGACUUUGGUAAAAUCUUUUUGGCCUAUAUGUACAAGGAGUCACCGUUUCUGGUGCCAUAUGUGAUACCACAGCAUUCGAAUCAGACAACGGAGCAAUAUUUAAAGACCAUUGGCUAUCGUCUCUCCGAAAAGAACGAAUUGGAGAAGCCGGAUAUAUACUUGAAACGUCAGACUGGCCUGGCGCGUCUUUAUGCCGCUGUGAUAAUGACACCAAGUCGCAAAUCGGAUGGCCCGGCCCAUUGCUUUGGCCUGGAGGAGGGCUGGCGUUGGUUGGCUCAUUUCGUUAUGGUUCAACCAUUGCCCGAUGUCUCGGCCACAUUGAUGAUGGAGAUGUUACACAAUCUUGGAUUCGAUAUGUGGCGAACUUAUGGCAAACAAUUUGUUAAACUUUUACUCUUCAUUCAAACCCAUUAUAUACCCCAGUUAUCGGCCUAUGACGAAGGUGGUCCAAAGACAAGGCUUGAAAUGAUCUUGGCCAAAUUUCUACGGGAACGUACAAUACCACAAGUUACGGGUGUUUUGCCACCGGGUUUUUGGUAAUUUAAAUAACGUAGAAGUAUAUAUUUAUUAUAGAAUGUAAUUUGUAAUAUGUGUGAUCAUAUUUUAUGUUCUAUAUAUAAUAAAGAAUAGUGACUACUUAAUAGUA